Messenger RNA from Peromyscus eremicus (cactus mouse), 1891 nucleotides. It is a transcript of the gene Pacsin3, whose product is annotated as protein kinase C and casein kinase substrate in neurons 3. The transcript is spliced from 11 exons. Gene Ontology annotation, cellular component: endosome; cytoplasm; plasma membrane. The record is from RefSeq and is a predicted model, not a curated record. The coding region runs from base 217 to 1500 and encodes 427 amino acids. Lineage: Eukaryota; Metazoa; Chordata; Mammalia; Rodentia; Cricetidae. Gene Ontology annotation, molecular function: protein binding; phospholipid binding. Gene Ontology annotation, biological process: regulation of endocytosis; plasma membrane tubulation; cytoskeleton organization.
CCGGGGGAGGGCUCGGCGCGCUCCAGGAGGCGGUGGCCCGAACCCGGGAGUGGUAAGACUCCGCACCGAGCGUGGCCAGAUCCCCCCACCCACCGAGGGGCCCUGAGAGGACACGGCAGAGUCAUAGUGGCAGCUUGGAGACUUGGACACGGGUCCUUGAAGUGAUCUGGAGACCCCAGCACCACAUCUGCCACCAUUCCGUGCUGCGGGGACACCAUGGCUCCAGAAGAGGAUGCUGGAGGGGAGGUCUUAGGAGGCAGUUUCUGGGAGGCUGGUAACUACAGACGGACGGUGCAGCGGGUUGAGGACGGGCACAGGCUGUGUGGGGACCUGGUCAGCUGCUUCCAAGAACGUGCCCGCAUCGAGAAAGCCUAUGCCCAGCAGCUGGCCGACUGGGCCCGCAAGUGGAGGGGCGCUGUCGAGAAGGGCCCACAGUACGGCACUCUGGAGAAGGCCUGGCAUGCCUUCUUCACCGCGGCUGAGCGGCUGAGCGAGCUGCACUUGGAGGUGAGGGAGAAGCUGCACGGGCCAGACAGCGAGCGUGUGCGGACCUGGCAGCGAGGGGCUUUUCACCGGCCGGUGCUGGGCGGCUUCCGGGAAAGCCGGGCUGCAGAGGAUGGUUUCCGUAAGGCCCAGAAGCCCUGGCUAAAGAGGCUGAAGGAGGUUGAGGCUUCCAAAAAGAGCUACCACACAGCACGCAAGGACGAGAAGACAGCCCAGACCCGGGAGAGCCACGCGAAGGCAGACAGUUCCAUGUCCCAGGAGCAGCUUCGAAAAUUGCAGGAGCGGGUGGGACGCUGCAGCAAGGAGGCAGAGAAGAUGAAAACCCAGUAUGAGCAGACCCUGGCAGAGCUAAACCGCUAUACCCCACGCUACAUGGAGGACAUGGAGCAGGCCUUUGAGAGUUGCCAGACUGCUGAGCGCCAGAGGCUUCUCUUCUUCAAGGAUAUGUUGCUCACCUUGCAUCAACACCUUGACCUCUCCAGCAGUGACAAGUUCCAUGAACUCCAUCGAGACCUGCAGCAGGGCAUUGAGGCUGCUAGUGAUGAAGAAGAUCUGCGCUGGUGGCGUAGCACACAUGGGCCUGGCAUGGCCAUGAACUGGCCCCAGUUUGAGGAGUGGUCCUUAGACACACAGAGAGCAAUCAGCCGGAAGGAGAAGGGUGGCCGGAGUCCUGAUGAGGUGACUCUGACCAGCAUUGUACCUACAAGAGAUGGCACCGCACCUCCACCCCAGUCCCCAGCAUGCCCAGCAUCUCCAGGCAGUGGGCAGGAUGAGGACUGGUCAGAUGAGGAGAGUCCCCGGAAGGCUGCCACUGGGGUGAGGGUGCGGGCGCUUUAUGACUAUGCUGGCCAGGAAGCUGACGAGCUGAGCUUCCGAGCAGGGGAAGAGCUGCUGAAGAUGAGUGAAGAGGAUGAACAGGGCUGGUGCCAGGGCCAGUUGCAGAGUGGCCGCAUUGGUCUCUACCCCGCCAAUUAUGUAGAGUGUGUGGGCGCCUGAGUGCCCUGACUGCCCUAUUGCAACGUCUCUCUAAGCUCGGCCAAGGCUCAACCCUUCCUGGACUGCUGGACCUGAGGGCCCUGAACGUGCUGCUGCUGUCCCUCUGUUUCCGGAGGAGGGAAGAUGUCUUAGGGCCCAUGAAGGGGUCUGUGUCUAGAAAGAGGCCAACAGAGUUUAGGUUGAGGGCAGGAAGGGAGGUUGGGGUGACACAGGUGCCUGGGCCUCCCGGGGAGCAUUUGGGUCAUCCCAGGAGUAGGAAUCCAGUCCCUAAACUGUCUGGGAGUUCCUGGGAUGAGGUUGGGGAGAAUGUAGUUUGGGGCUAGCAGCACCCUCUUUUGUGACUUGUAGUGUGUAUUAAACUUGAUCAAGAAUAAAAAAAACCCAUCAAGUG